Molecule: messenger RNA, 2991 nt
Organism: Capsaspora owczarzaki ATCC 30864
Lineage: Eukaryota; Filasterea; Ministeriida; Capsasporidae
Product: tyrosine-protein kinase transforming protein Fes
Exons: 20
Coding region: 1-2991 (996 amino acids)
Biological process (GO): positive regulation of kinase activity; cell surface receptor protein tyrosine kinase signaling pathway; multicellular organism development
Cellular component (GO): signaling receptor complex
Molecular function (GO): protein binding; transmembrane receptor protein tyrosine kinase activity; ATP binding
Source: RefSeq, a predicted model, not a curated record
AUGCCUGCACCGAAUGCGAUUGCACGGGAACUACUGUCGAUUGCGCUGGUCACGCUCUCCCGACCAUUCCAACCGGAAUCCCAGGAUCUGCGAGGCAACGAGAUCAGUAGCAUCUCUGCAUCUUCAUUCACGGGCCUGACUGCGCUGACUACAUUAUAUUUGCAUACCAACCAGCUCGCCAGCAUUCCCGCAAACUCAUUCACCGGCCUGACUGCGCUGCAAUUCAUAUCUCUCUCCACCAACCCGCUGACCAGUAUUGCCGCAAACGCCUUCUCAGGGCUGAGCGCGCUGACACAAAUGAAUUUGGACAGCAACCAGAUCACCAGCAUUUCCGCAAACACAUUCACAGGCCUGACUGCGCUGACUACCCUAUAUUUAUCUUACAACCAGAUCACUAGCAUUUCUGCAAACGCAUUCACAGGCCUGACUGCAUUGACCCGAUUGGCUUUGAAUUUCAAUCCUGUCACCACUUUGCCGCCUGGUCUGUUCAAGGGAUUGCAAAAUGGCCUGUAUUUGUCUGAUGUGAACCAAUACCUGAGCCCCAACAACUUUACCUUUGGUAGCAAUACUGUCGCUCCGCCUAGCACCUACGGCAGUGCAGACACUCCAUACACCUGUGCCACCUGCCAUGCCGCUGGGAACAGUUCGUGUUGCGGAAUCAAUUGUCUGGCGUGCAGUUCAUCCGCUGUGUGCACUCAGUGCUAUGAGGGUUACGGCUUGACGGGUGGAUCAUGUGCUCCGCUUGCUUGUGGCACUGGCGGCGUGUGCACAUGCACGGGAACUCUAGUCGAUUGCAGUGGCAAAUCCCUCAAUGCCAUUCCAAGCGGAAUCCCAGUCGACACAACAGAGCUGUACCUGCAGAGCAACCUGAUCUCCAGCAUUCCUGCCAACGCAUUUACAGGCCUGUCUGCAUUGCUUUACCUGGAUAUUAGCGCAAACGAGCUCACCAGCAUUCCCGUCAACGCGCUCACAGAGCUCACUGGGCUGAAUGUCAUGUGGCUUGGCAGCAAUCGGCUCACCAACAUUUCUGCAACCGAUUUCACAGGCCUGCCUUUUCUGACGGGAUUAUAUCUAGACAGCAAUUUGUUCACUAGCAUUCCGACCGACGCAUUCACAGGCCUGACCAAGCUGAAUUCAUUCUCUCUUUCGGGCAACCACAUCUCCAACAUUCCUGCCAACGCAUUUGCAGGCCUGCCUCUUCUGACAGGAUUGUACCUAGACCACAACCUAUUCACCAGCAUUCCGACCGACGCAUUCACAGGCCUGACCAAGCUGAAUUCAUUGGAUCUAGCCAGCAACAGACUCGCCAGUAUUGCUACAAACACCUUCACUGGUCUGACUGCGCUGACGAGAUUGGUUUUGAAUGACAACCCCCUCACAACUCUGCCGCCCGGUCUGUUUCAGGGCCUGCAAAAUGGCUUGUGGUUGUCGGUUUCGUUCCCGUAUCUGGCCCCCAACAACUUUACCUUUGAUGGACACACUGUCGCUCCGCCCAGCACGUACGGCAGUGCGUCCCAGCCGUACCUUUGCGCCACCUGCUUUGCCUUUGGGAACAGCUCGUGUUGCGAGGUCAAUUGCCUGUCCUGCACUUCAUCUUCUGUGUGCACUCAGUGCUACGAAGGAUAUGGCAUCCUGAGUGGAUCGUGCUUUCCGCUCGCUUCGAUCGCUUCAGUCGCGUCCCUACAAUCGGCCUCCUCAAUUGCGUCGGUUGUUUCCGCUACCUCAGCGCUCUCCGCUUCUGCUGCUUCAACAGCAUCGGCGUCUGCUGCAUCUGUUGCAUCCUCUAUUGCACAACACGGCGGUGGCGGCUCGCAAGACUCAUCUUCAUCUCCAGCGGCUGCCAUCGCUGCUGCUGUGGUCUGUGCUAAGAAGAACUCUACCGAUCCAAUCUAUCAAGAAGCUGUUGAACUGACCACUACUCCACUUCCCCGUGCGCCCGAGUCUCGCAAAGUGGAGGACGUCCCAGCCUUCGCCACGAAAGUGGAGGGCGUCGCCACGGUCGGCCAAAAGCAGCCGGAGCCUUUGUACGAAGAUUUCUCGUCGCCCUUUACAGAGGAAUUCUACGACAAUGAAAGCCCGUAUGUUGCUGGCAGCAAUUCUCGUCGCGUUCGUGAAGGUUUGACCAUUGUGAAACACCUUGCCAGCGGGAACUUUGGCGAUGUGGCGCUGGGUCAAGUGCCGUUCAGCGUGCUGCCCCCGCGAGCUCAAAACUUGCUUGGGCCUGCAGCAACCGAAACCAUUCAAGUUGCAGUCAAGUCGCUCAAGUCCAAUGCUGACGAGAAAUCCCGCAAGGACUUUGAGAGCGAGGCCAAGUUGAUGGCUCCGUUUGUGCAUCCGAAUGUCGUGCGUCUGCUUGCGGCUCUUGUCGAGUCAGAGCCGCACCUCGUUCUGCUUGAGUUUGUGCAGUACGGCGAUUUGCGCACGCUGCUGCAAAAGUCCAAAAAGCAGUCGUUCGAGUGGACAGAGAACGAGCAGGUGCAUGCCAUUCGCCAGAUUGCACUCGGCAUGGAGUACCUGGGCACGCUCCACUUUGUACACCGCGACCUCGCCGCACGCAACUGUCUCGUGGGGCAGGGAAUGGUGGUCAAGAUUGCCGAUUUCGGGCUUUCUCGCGAGCUGACCGACGAGCAGGAUUAUUAUCGCAUGCAGACUCGUGGCAAGCUUCCUGUGAAGUGGAUGGCGCCGGAAACAAUGACCUUUCGCAAGUUCUCGACCAUGUCCGAUGUUUGGUCGUUUGGCGUAACAGCCUGGGAAUGCUGUAGUUACGGCGCAACGCCGUACGACAAAAUGGAAGGACGUGAAACGCUGGCUCACGUUGAGGCCGGUGGCCGACUGCCCAUGCCGGAGCACUGCACCGCCGACCUCUUCAACCUCAUGCUCAGCUGCUGGAACGCGAAGCCGGAAUUGCGGCCAAGCUUUUCGCAGCUGGUCAAAGCUUUGAACACCUUCGAGGAUGGGACUACGAUUCGCGACUUUGGGGCAAUGCUGUGA